This is a messenger RNA of Acanthosepion pharaonis, 480 nucleotides long. The record is from the annotation of a GenBank genome assembly. Lineage: Eukaryota; Metazoa; Mollusca; Cephalopoda; Sepiida; Sepiidae.
AUGCCUCUCUCUCUCUCUCUCUCUCUCUCUCUCUCUCUCUCUCUGUUUUAUAACUCUUAUAUUGCCUCACUUCGUUAUGUUUUCCCUCUUUUUUUCUUCGUUUCUAUAUACUUUAUUUUUUUUUCUUUUUCCAUCUUUCUCACUUUUGACAUUCUAUUUUGUUCCUCUUUUCUCUUCUUCCUCUCUCUCAUUUUUCUUUCUUUCUUUCUUUCUUUCUUUCUUUCGUUCGUUCUUUCUUUCUUUCUUUCUUUCUUUCUUUCUUUCUUCUUCCGCGAUCUUCUUUCUUUCUUUCUUUCUUUCUUUCUUUCUUUCUUUCUUUCUUCUGCGCUCUUUUUUUAUUUUAGUUUAAUUCUUUCUUUCUUUAAUCUUUAUAACUCUUUCUUUAUAAUUCUUUCUUUCUUUAAUCUUUAUAAUUCUGUUACAACUGUCUUUCGCCUUCUUCUCUGUAACACUAAGAUUAUAUCUGAUCGUCUCUCUUGA